CUCAAUCCCAUAAAAGGAAAAAAGAUUCCAAAAACCACCCGCUCAGACGGGCCGCCGCCCACUGCUGCCGACCAUGGCGCCACCCCACUUCCUCCUCGUCACAUUCCCGGCGCAGGGCCACAUCAACCCGGCCCUCCAGUUCGCCAAGCGCCUCCUCGGCAGCGGCGCCGAGGUGACUUUCGCCACCAGCAUCUCUGCCUGCCGCCACAUGUCCAAGGGCAGGGCCUCCCCGGAGGGCCUCCACUUCGCCGCCUUCUCUGACGGCUACGAUGACGGGCUCAAGACGGGGGACAACGUGUCACAAUUCAUGUCCGAGCUCAGGCGCCGCGGCUCUGAGAAGCUCAAGGACCUCAUCGCGUCGAAGGUGGGCGAGGGCCGCCCCUACACCUGCUUGGUGUACAGCUUGCUUCUCCCGUGGGCUGCCGAGGUGGCACGCGAGUUCCGCGUGCCCUCGGCCCUCCUGUGGAUUCAGCCCGCCACGGUCUUGGACAUGUACUAUUAUUACUUCAACGGCUAUGGCGAAUUCAUAAAAAAUAACUGCAUCGACCCUUCAUGUUCGUUCGAGUUGCCGAGUCUCCCCUACAAGUUCACUAGCCGCGACUUGCCUUCAUUUUUUGUGCCGGGCCGCUCGGACGCAUACGCUCAUGCAAUGCCGAUUUUUAAAGACCAGCUCGACGUGCUCAACCAAGAAAACAAUCCAAGGAUACUGGUGAAUACCUUCGACUCGCUAGAGCCGGAGGCCUUGAGAGCGAUCGACAGGUACAACUUGGUGGGGAUAGGGCCGUUGAUACCCUCGGCUUUCCUCGAUGGGAAAGACCCGUCGGACACGUCCUUUGGGGGCGACCUCUUCCACAAGUCCAAGGACUACACGGAUUGGCUGGACUCCAUGGCCCAGGCGUCGGUCGUCUAUGUGUCGUUUGGGAGCAUCGCAGUGAUAUCGAAGAGGCAGGCAGAGGAGCUCGCGUGCGCGUUGCUUGACUGCGGGCGACCGUUCAUGUGGGUCAUAAGAGCAAAACAGAACGGAGAGGAAGAGAAGGAUGAGGAUAGAUUGAGCUGCAUGCAGGAGUUGGAAGAGAAAGGAAUGAUAGUGCCGUGGUGUUCGCAGCUCGAGGUGUUGUCGCACCCAUCGCUCGGGUGCUUUCUGUCGCACUGUGGGUGGAACUCAACCCUCGAGAGCCUCGCGCUGGGCGUCCCCAUGGUGGCGUUCCCGCAGUGGACGGACCAGGGGACAAACGCGAAGCUCAUCGAGGAUGUGUGGCGGACUGGGGUCCGGGUGAGGCCGAACGGGGAAGGGUUGGUGGAGGCGGGGGAGAUAAGGAGGUGCUUGGAGACGGUGAUGGCUGAUGGAGAGAGGAGGGAGGAGGUGAGGAGGAACGCGGCCAAGUGGAAGGAGUCGGCGAGGGAGGUGGCGAGAGAAGGCGGGUCGUCGGACCGGAACUUGAAGGCUUUCAUCGAAGAGGUCGGUCGAGGUUGUAGCCAAUGCUGAGAUUGUGGAAGAAGCUUGCUGCAGCUAGUGUGGUAUUUUAAGCACUUAAGUUGUGUGUUGGUGUCUUCUCUUAUUUCUUCUUUUAUUAUGAGUACUUCUUCCCAGUAUUUUCUAAGGAGGUUUCGUUGAUGUUGAUGGUAGGUUGCUGCAUGAAUGUACCAUGGAAUAAGUGAAGCCAUAUCACAGAUUUACGUCGAUA
Molecule: messenger RNA, 1685 nt
Organism: Eucalyptus grandis
Lineage: Eukaryota; Viridiplantae; Streptophyta; Magnoliopsida; Myrtales; Myrtaceae
Product: crocetin glucosyltransferase, chloroplastic
Exons: 1
Coding region: 74-1486 (470 amino acids)
Molecular function (GO): UDP-glycosyltransferase activity
Source: RefSeq, a predicted model, not a curated record